This is a messenger RNA of Schizophyllum commune H4-8, 1012 nucleotides long. RefSeq lists its product as uncharacterized. Gene Ontology annotation, cellular component: MIS12/MIND type complex. Gene Ontology annotation, biological process: chromosome segregation. The transcript has 7 exons. The coding region runs from base 350 to 970 and encodes 206 amino acids. The record is from RefSeq and is a predicted model, not a curated record. NCBI's taxonomy places the organism in Eukaryota, Fungi, Basidiomycota, Agaricomycetes, Agaricales, Schizophyllaceae.
CCGAAGCUCGAAUAUCAACAUGCACGUGAAGGAUCAGGUGACAUUGAAGGGUUCGAAUCCUUCUGCCGCCUCGCAAAUCAGAAGCAGGAUCUUCGGCCAUGAUGGGUCAACAUCUGAAGGUCACAUCUUCGCUUCACUAUAUUUCAGCCUUCUAUAUUCUUUAAGGAGAGAGCGGAGGCGGAUUAAUGUCAUUCGGAGACUUAUUAGUUGUGUAUCAUUGUGUGUCCAGUGGCUGUGCCAUUUGUAUCGUUCGGCUCCAAAAGGAAAGUGCCAAACUUGAACAUAACCGUGACUGCCAAGUGCCACCGACGUUUGCAACGUGCGAUAACAACCGGAAGAUACUAUUAUCAUGGACAGGAACUCUAAAGCAAGUCGCCGGUGGAUCCACUUUCACUCAGCCAUUCAGCUUGCCGUCUCGCGCGCGUCACACAAAUGGACCUUCGACGAGUUCGCUCUUUGCUUCCCGGAAUUUGUUGAACAAGACAGGGACACCGCGUCCCAGCUAUUCAACCGCACCUCUGAUUACAUCGAGAGCCAGAUAUCGAGAAUGAUAGAAGAUAUAUGCAAAGAGCAUGACAUGCAAACCAGCAUAGACACGCUGCAUCGCAUCGUGAAUGAAGCCAAGGAACGCGACCAAGCUCUCGCAGCGACCGGACAACCUCCUCCGCCCGAUGUAUGGUCUUCGUCAACCACCCCGCGCAACGCUAUUGCUGCGCGAACAGUGCCUCUCCUACGACAGCAUCGAGACCAGCUCAAGGUUAUGUUGGCUGAGCAACGAGAGAGGAACGCCCAAAUGCUACGCGUCGUGGCAGAAAAUCGCGCCGCGGCAGAGGUUGCAGAUCGUCAAGUGCACGAGAUAAUGGACGCUAUCGAGAAGGUCAUAGCUGAGUUCGAAAGGCUGCCUGUCGAGACUCUCGAUUCCUGGGCGGUAACUGUACACGAGGCCGUACAAGGUCGACCCUCGCCGUAAUGUGCACGGGAUACCAGCAAUUUAUUGUACACUAUUCGUGAG